This is a messenger RNA of Toxorhynchites rutilus septentrionalis, 417 nucleotides long. RefSeq lists its product as uncharacterized. The transcript has a single exon. The record is from RefSeq and is a predicted model, not a curated record. Lineage: Eukaryota; Metazoa; Arthropoda; Insecta; Diptera; Culicidae. The coding region runs from base 1 to 417 and encodes 138 amino acids.
AUGGCAAUGGGUGUGUUGAAGAUUGGAAUUCCUGUCAAUGGAGUAGAAGUUGAUACUGAAUGUAAGAAGUUAGGAACAAUCAGAGACAACAUUGUGGAUAUCCCGAUAAAGCCCGACGCUGUGCCAGUUGUCCAACCAUAUCGACGUAUACCGGUGGCCUUAGAGAAGAUGGUCGAUAAGAAGUUGUCCGAAUUACAUGAACAGGGCGUUAUCGAGCCAGUGAAUGAGCCGGCGAAAUGGAUAUCACCUCUAGUCGUGGUGCCGAAGGGUGUCGAUGGUGAUGUGUGCCUAUGCGUCGACAUGCGUCGCGCAAAUGAAGCAGUGGAGAGGGAAAAUCAUCCUUUGCCCACAUUUGAGGAUUUUUUACCACAUUUGUCGAAAGCAAAAGUUUUCUCCCGUUUGGAUGUGGUCAGGUAG